This is a messenger RNA of Plasmodium cynomolgi strain B, 693 nucleotides long. RefSeq lists its product as hypothetical. Gene Ontology annotation, cellular component: membrane; EMC complex. The transcript is spliced from 6 exons. Gene Ontology annotation, biological process: protein folding in endoplasmic reticulum. The record is from RefSeq and is a predicted model, not a curated record. The annotation marks the transcript as partial. NCBI's taxonomy places the organism in Eukaryota, Apicomplexa, Aconoidasida, Haemosporida, Plasmodiidae.
AUGGAUGCGCUAAUGUUGGACGAAAAAAUACGCAUGUAUGCCCUUGUGCCAAUUUUCAUAAUUGUCGUUUUGGUCUGCAUAAUAAAAAACAACCUGGGGCAAAUGGUCCGGCCUACCAUCAAAGCGGACGUUGAGAAACUGAGACAAAAUAACUUCCUAACGAGGUUCACCCAGCUGAAAACGAAUUAUGGAUUUAUUUCCCCAGUUGCGUUCCUAAGUCGAAAAUAUUUUUUUAACAAACCUCAAGUUGGCUUCUUCAAUGAUUUGCCUGAACAAGUUAAUCCGUUUGAUGCGCUCCUAAAGCAAGAUCCCUCGGACCUGUUUGGAAUGAUGAAGAACCAAAUCCCCUUUUUGGUGUUACAGUUGGGGCUAGGGUUUUUAAUAAACCUCUUUUUUUCUGGCUACUUAGUGGCCAAAAUUCCCUUCCCCCUGACGUACAAAUUCAAGUCAACCCUCCAGAUGGGAAUGGAUAUAGAAUUGCUGGACAUGAAAUUUGUGUCCUCCUUGUCAUGGUACUUCCUUGUCAUGUUUGGGUCCAGCGGCUUAAUAAGCAUCAUUGAUUAUUUUGUUCUUCACGAGCCUGCAAAUAUGAACAACGUGCCCGACUUGAAAAAGUUUUACGACAAAAAGAAGGCCGAGCUGGAGAACGUGAGGUAUAAAUUUUGGCUGGAGAAUAUCGAAUAUCACCUUAUA